This is a messenger RNA of Pygocentrus nattereri (red-bellied piranha), 2953 nucleotides long. RefSeq names its product mediator complex subunit 25 (gene med25). Bases 186 to 2429 code for a protein of 747 amino acids. NCBI's taxonomy places the organism in Eukaryota, Metazoa, Chordata, Actinopteri, Characiformes, Serrasalmidae. Gene Ontology annotation, cellular component: transcription regulator complex; mediator complex. The transcript has 20 exons. The record is from RefSeq and is a predicted model, not a curated record. Gene Ontology annotation, biological process: positive regulation of transcription by RNA polymerase II.
CACUGUGUCGAUAGCCGAGCCGUAAAUCUGGAUAUUUGUUGUCAUCGCGCGUGGAACAUGUCGCAAAAUAUGUGAUAAAAUAUGAAGACUGAAUUUCUGAAAGUGUGAUUAAAACUUACAUCUGAAUCUGAAGACUUGAUUAAGCCGCUGGUUUCUGGUGCGGUGUGAAUAAAAGCCCCGGAACUAUGGUGACCCAUAUGGAUGCUGCUCCCAAAAUUGGGGCCAACCAGGUCUCCGAUGUGGUGUUCGUUAUAGAGGGGACAGCAAACCUCGGGCCAUACUUUGAAUCCCUGCGGAAGAACUACAUAUUGCCAGCCAUUGAGUACUUCAAUGGGGGUCCGCCUGCUGAAACAGACUUUGGAGGAGAUUAUGGUGGGACACAGUAUGGACUGGUGGUGUUUAACACAGUGGACUGUGCUCCAGAAUCAUAUGUCCAGUGCCAUGCUCCUACCAGCUCGGCUUUCGAGUUUGUGUCGUGGAUUGACAGCAUUCAGUUCAUGGGCGGUGGAGCAGAGAGCUGUAGUUUAAUAGCUGAAGGCCUAUCUGUGGCUCUGCAGCUUUUCGACGACUUUAAGAAAAUGAGGGAGCAAAUCGGUCAGACUCAUAAGGUUUGUGUGCUGCUGUGUAACUCUCCUCCGUACCUGCUGCCUGCUGUGGAGAGUGUCAGUUACACUGGCUGCACCACAGACAGCCUCGUCCAGAUCAUACGAGACAGGGGGAUCCAUUUCUCUGUGGUUUCCCCACGGAAACUUCCAGCACUUCGAGCUCUGUUUGAGCGAGCUUCCCCGGUCGGAGCACCAUCAGAAUCUGCUCAUCCAGACUACAGCCAGGAUCCGUUUCACAUGGUGCUCGUCCGUGGCAUUGCGCUCCCAGUUGCCCCUGGAGGAGGUUCUGGUUCAGUCCCUCUCAAACCAGUCUUACCCCCACAGUCCAUGCCUGUCGGUCAGCCAACUCCUAUUGGUGCUGCCGCCCAGGUUACUCCAAUCAGCGCUGCUCACGCAUACCAGCCCUCUCUAAAUGCGGCUGCAGCUGCAGCUGCAAUGGCUGUGGAGGCGGCUAAUAGUCAGAAGAGUCGCUUUCCAGGGAUGGUGAAUGCAGGUCCACCCUUCAGUACCCAGCCAGUUAAAUUAACCCCAGCCAGCCAGCCCAGCCUGUCCACAGUCACCACGGUCUCCACACCCAUGAUGCCACAGCAGCAAGCCCCUCCUCAGCAGCAACCACAGCCAUCACAAGUCCAGCCCCCUGGUCAGCCUGCACCAAAUCAGCAGGCCCCUCAGCCCCCCCAGCAGCAGCAAGCACCUAAUCAGCAGGCACCACCUUCCUCACAGCCCGGCAUGCCUGGUGUUUCAGCGUCACCGGCAAAUCCCAUUGGUGGUCAGCAGGGGGUGCCCAAUAAAGUUGUGGUGUGGAGUGGCGUUCUGGAAUGGCAGGAGAAGCCGAAAGCAUCCUCCAUGGACUCCAACACUAAACUUACCCGCUCGCUGCCCUGCCAAGUGCAAGUCAACCAAGGAGAGAAUCUAAAUGCUGAGCAGUGGCCACAGAAACUCAUCAUGCAGCUCAUCCCCCAACAGCUGCUGACAACGCUGGGUCCUCUGUUCAGGAACUCUCGCAUGGUUCAGUUUCUCUUCACCAACAAAGACGUGGAGUCUCUGAAGGGUCUCUAUCGCAUCAUGGCCAAUGGCUUCGCUGGGUGUGUUCACUUCCCCCACAGUGCUCCGUGUGAAGUGCGGGUUCUCAUGCUGCUCUAUUCCUCAAAGAAACGGAUCUUCAUGGGCCUGAUCCCUAAUGACCAGAGCGGCUUUGUUAACGGCAUCCGACAGGUCAUCACCAACCAUAAACAAGUUCAGCAGCACCGCACGAUGGGUAACACAGGGCAGAUGCAGUCUGGCCAGGUGCCGUCCAAUCAGAACUUCCUCAACAGGCCGCCCGGGCCCAUUCCCGUCACCCAUGGCAACGUGCAGCAGCAGUCUGUGGUGGUGGGCAUGGCUCCGGUUAGUCAGGUCACAAUGAUGGAGGACCAGCAGAGACAGAAUAACAUGCUGACAAUGAGAGCAGCAGCAACAGCCAAUCAGCAGCCUCCAGUCAGCGGAGCCCCACCCAAUCAGGUGGCUCAAGGUCAACCCCAGCCCCCAGGUGCCAUGCUUCGCCUCCCCAACCCAGGAGCCAAUCCACAGCUGCGCAGUCUCCUCCUCAGCCAGCAGCAGCCACAGAGUGGUGUGUCUCAUAUGCAGGGCAUGCUGCCUCUCCAGGGUCUGAACCAGCAGAUGGUGCACCCUGCAGGGGGCGCUCAGAUCCAGCCCCAGUGGAGGCAGCCUCUCGCAGGUCAGAUGCUGAUGCAGGCGGGUCCGAGGGGCUCUGUGGCUCAGAAUCCUGGGAUGCCUCAGGUGUCCAGUGUGAUGGAGGAUGAGAUUCUUAUGGACCUUAUUUGAGGGCUACAUUACCCAUAAUCCCUCACUGAGUCCUGCUCCUUUUCUCUUUUUCACAUUUUGCUUUAAAAGAAAACUGCAGCUGGUUAGGUUAGAUAUCGAGUUAUAUGGAAAUGGUCAUAUUUACAUAUGGAUAAACAUACAUUAUUCACAAAGCAGGAUUUCUCUGUAAGCUGGGUAACUUGAGCCCAAAACUGAUUAUCCAGAUCGGAACAUUCUGACCUCGUCUUGUACUGGACAAACUUGAUUUAAUCUGAGAAAUUCAGUUUUCUGAAAUAAUCCCACAAAACAGGAUUCGAAAGGCUAAAGUCAUACUGAGCGAUGUUGCUGUCUAAUGAUGAGUUGGCUCCUUUUUCCUCCUUUAUCGGUUUAAUUGAGCAGAUUAUGAUUAUUAUUAUUGUUAUUGUAUUUUUAUGGAACUUUUACUUUGCAUAGGUUUUACUUUUUUUCUUAAGUUGUCUUUACAAGACUAGGCUGUGUUUUUUUUAUGCAAAAAUGAAAUAAAGUUGAUCAGUUUUGUCAGGCAA